This is a messenger RNA of Cydia pomonella (codling moth), 13225 nucleotides long. RefSeq lists its product as uncharacterized. Lineage: Eukaryota; Metazoa; Arthropoda; Insecta; Lepidoptera; Tortricidae. The coding region runs from base 4626 to 5648 and encodes 340 amino acids. The transcript is spliced from 5 exons. The record is from RefSeq and is a predicted model, not a curated record.
GAGGGGAGGGGGAGCGGUUGGGGGGGGUCCCGGGCGAAGUUGGAGUGAAGCUGUUGGACUUCCGUCACUCCGGCGCUGCGGGAAGAGCAGCCCUUUCGCCCUUGCGUGCCGAAGCACGGUCACUUCGCUCGGCUCCGCAGCUUCGGCUUUUUGGUCGCCUUCGGCGGGCGAGGGCUGAUCUCCCUCCGCGCCUCCGCUUCUUUUAUAUACACUCUAGGGGUAGGACAGACAAGACCACGUGGGAGUGGGGUGCUCUGAUUCGGAUUUGGGUUAUUUUCUACUUUUGAGCAUGUUUUAACCUAACCUAUCCGAGUCGGUGCUGCCCAGAGGUCUUACUCGCUCACUGGUACUGACUUUCAAUAUAUUGAGUCCGUGGUAGGUAGUGAAAAAGAAACAAAAAUUAUGUGAAAAUAAUCAGAUUUAUUGCACAAUUAAUUAUACUAAUUAAAACUAAACUAAUGCUAAAACUAAAAUAAAACUACAAUUUGUCUUUAAAAACAUACUUUAUUGCCUUAAUCAUUUAACAUAUAUCCUACGCCUCCAUACUGACUCUAUCAUCCAGUCCUCAAAAUAAUUUUUAUUUUGCUUACAUCUAAAUCGCUUCUUUAAAUUUCGCCAUUGGCUUUCAAUUCUUUGUGUAUGUGUCCCGUCUGGUGCCACAAAUUUAUUCGUAGGGUCACUAUGGUUUACCUUCUUGUGGACGUAGCCAUAUUCUGGCAAACAGUCAUACGCCCUCCAAAAGUCUGUGUGUAUGACUGACCCUACCUCAACGUGCUUUUGGAUUAGUGGCACCAGUGCCUUCGCAGUUCUUGAGUUGUCGGGACACACCUCCAGCCUUAAGUCGUCGCUGCCAUCUUCGAUUAUUCCAAUGACCCAAUGUCCUUAUGUGACCCAAUGUGCUAUCUGGCGACCCCUAUUAUAUUUGCGUUUUCCAAAUUUUGAUUCAUCGAUCUGCACAACUUUGUCAAGGCCGCCAAUCUUUCCUGCUGCAUUUUGGUAGUGGUCAAUUUCAUACUGUGUUACCACCUCGCGACAGUAAUUAAACCAGUCAUUGAUUGUACUGCCCGAAAGGACUGUGUCAUGGUCCCUCGAAGACACCUCAUUUUUAGUAGAGUUGUAACUCAUGUCCUGCGAGAACGCGUACAUCACCUGGAAAAUGAAGACCAGGGCCAAGCGCGCGUUCUCAAACCAAGUCCCCUUGGCUUGAGAGACUGGUUUGGUGCGGCACCCUGCCUUUCUGCACCGAAAUCUGCCCAGUUGCCCAUUCUCUUUUGUCGGGAGAAGCGGCCGGCGCUCCUUUGGCAAGAGAGUCCGUGGUGUCCAAGGACGUCGACGUUAGUGCCGCAGGGGCACCUAUGUGGGGCACAGACCCGGACGCCGAGUCGCAGGCAGGCAGCAACGCGCAGAGUGUGCGGUUCCAGGAAGGUACCGGUAUGUACCGACGGGAAGGCGUGUAACCAGGCGCCGGAUUCCCUAGCACCUGCUGCUAAUAGUCUGGCGCGUGCUGAACCUGUACUGCGGCUUAAGAGAGAGUCGUAAAUGAUUUUACAUUGAAUGUCGUCCCAAAAUUGAUUUGAUUGUAUUUUAUUACAUACAAUCAAAGUAAUAUAAAAUGAUAAUUCAAGUUUACUUACAUUCUUGAACAAAGUAUGCACUUCAUCUUAAUUCCAUAGUAUUCGCUAGGACGAGGGUACUGAUUUUUGUCGUCAGCCUUUCGCAUCCAGGGACUAAAUUGAUAGUAAUUUAAUUUCGCAGUGACGUUUUCCAGACGGAUUGAAGUCCCCUCCAUAUGCCUGCAGUGUUUCCAUUGAUCUAUCGCCUUAUCUGCUAUAGCACUUUUUAUAAACUGUUCCGGAAAUACUUUCCAUUUUUUCGGAAUAUAACACGUGUACUGGUUGGCCAUUCUUUAUGAGACGCAGAAAUCCAAUUGACACUACAAAAUCCGAUUAUAAAGUGACGUCCGGUAUUGGCAGCAGGUAUAUUUAUAAAGGUAACACGGGAUUAAAUAUAAUAUGCAUAAAUUAUAGAUUCGAUGAGUGUAUUCCGUUAGACACUUAGACGUCUGUGGGUCUAACACAAUCAUGUAUUCACUGUAAUAUCAAUAACGUUGAAUGUUGUAUUGCCUUUUUGAUCUCUAACGUGUCAACUGUGAAUCUCAUUAUUCUAAUUAAGUUUCAACUCCAGUGGCCAUAAUUAUUCGAUUUUACGACUUAAUAGUCGUAAAUGUUUGAUUUUAUAGACUUCAAUGAAAUAUUAACUGCUUUUACAUUUGUUUAGAGUAUUGAGUGAAAGUUUCUUAGGCGCUCUAAGUACUAUUUUUCAAAAAAAAAACAAUAAUCUAGGACUAUGCUUGGCCUAAAAGUCCAGAUGCUUCAAAAAACAAACCAGUUUUUGUAUUAGCUUUAUGGCUCUAAGUUUUACGACUUUUUAAUAAAUGCAAAUGGAUACGGCCAAUUUAAUGCUACAUACAAAUGGAGACAUUAUUGAUUUGAGAGACCCGAGUAGUAACGCGUAUGACGUUAAGUCAAAUAAAGUGAGUAAUUGAUGGCCAUAAACCUGUCAAAUCGAGACGUGGAGGAUCCAUAUAUAUUGUUUUGGCUAACAUACCAAUAUAGAAAUUGUAUAAUAAUUUUCUAAUGGUUAAGACAACGAGCAUGAUUGUACUUAGAUUGUAGGCAUCUUGACUUUACUUAUGUUCAUGUACAAUAUUAUUUAAUAUAUUGACAUUUAUUUUAAUGCUGGGAGCAGAAAUUUCUCUUGAAUUAGCACCGAUUCGGAAUGUAAACAAACAAGAUAGAUGAUCCACAUUCCACAGAUUACACGCGAUUUUGGAAUUAUUCGAACACAGUGUUGCUAACCCGCGAUUUUUCAAAUUUGCCGCGUUUUUCUACUGACAAGAUUUGCUUGACCAACUAUAUUAUAAAAAUUCAUAUAAAAUCACAGGCAACUGUUUCUUAUCUGCUAAUAGAAGUAAUGGGCUUUAGUUUUCAAUUGCAAGGGCAGCACAUUCCCGAAUUAGGUCACUCAGCGUCUCUUCACUCUAGGCAGGGACUACAGAGUGCCAAAGCAACUGUGCCCGCGCCAAUGCAUCUAUGGCAUAGACGCUUAGCGCAUCUGCAUCGCGACGGUAUGUACGUUCUGGGUGGAGGAGAUCAGUAUGUUGGUGUUGUGUUUCAGAGUAAACACGAUUUGCCAAUCAGCUGCGUGCCAUGCCUUGCUGAGAAGAUGUUUGUCACAACUGUUCUUAGGCAAGGAAGUGGACGUGCUGCUAAACCACUGGAGCUGAUCCACAGUGACGUGUGCGGUCCGAUGCAAAUCAGCACUUGGAAUGGAGCCCGCUUUUUGCAGACAUUCACUGAUGACUGUACCAGGAAAAGCUUCGGUUAUCUCAUGAAGAAUAAGUCAGAAAUGCGGAAGUAACGCCAACUGCGCAGUCUCGGCUCUCUGAUCAGUACCUGUCGCUUGAUGAAGAUGGUGAUGAGGGUGAAGUGAACCUGCACUCAGACACUCCAUCCUCGCUGCCAGACCCAUCACUUCGAGGAGGAGAGUCGAUUUCACCGGUUGCUGCCAAUGCGUCGACAUCUCGCCCCGUUCGUAGUACGAGAGGUAAUUUCCCAGAGAGAUUUAAUGAUUUUGAACUGUUGUCGGUAUAUGUCACUGAUUGUUAUCAAGAUGAAUCACAAACAUACUCCGAGGCUAUCAGUUCCCCUGAAAAACAUGAGUGGCUAACAGCUAUGAGAAUCGAACUUGAUUCAAUGGUAAGAAAUAAUGUAUGGGAACUGGUAGACCGGCCUAUGAAUCAUAAUAUUGUUAAAAAUAAGUGGGUUUUUAAAAGAAAAUUAGAUUCUGCAGGUAAUAUUGUUAGAUACAAAGCUCGUUUAGUUGCCUGUCAAUAGAAGGGUAAAGAUUUCUACUCAGACUUUUGUUUAGCAUUUCAAAUCAGCUGGCGCUACAUAUGGAUCAUAUAGACCAGGGGUGGCCAACAGGUCGAUCGCGGUCGAUCGCGACUGUUAGUCCAGUCGAUCGUGGCAAGGCAAAAAAUAUAAAUACGUAGACCAGUUUCAUUUAAGGUUUCAUGAAGUAUGCAAUUGGUAGAUCGCACAAGGUUUCGUUAGUAAACAGGAGAUCUUGGGUCUAAUCAAGUUAGACGUUACAACCGCGUUGAACGGUAAUCUUGAUGAAACAAUCUAUAUGGAGCAACCGGCUGGAUUUAAAACUGACAAAAAUAGUAAUAACGUAGGUAUGUUUAUUGAGAAAAAGCAUAUACGGCUUGAAGCAAGCAAGUCGUAUGUGGAAUGUAAAAAUUCAUAAAGUGUUAAAUGAAAAUGGCUAAAAAGUAAAUGUGAGCCUUGUGUUUAUGUUAAGAAAACCAAAGAGGAAUAUAUUAUCUUAAGGUGGCGACUGACUUGUAACAUUUCGGUGUAAUGUAACGUGUUACAACCCGAGCAUUACAACAGUCAGUGCAGCGAGCCGAGCCGCUCGACGCGAGCACCGCGUGCUCCACUCAGCUGUCGGUUUUUACGCGAAUCCCUUUGAGUGUUACAUUACAAGUCAGUACAGGUUCGCAAGUCGCCGCGAGUGCACUUCUUCCGUGAUUGUGCUUUUGGAACAGGAUUUUAAUAAAUAUGGAAUGGGAUAAAGAGAAAGUUCUAUUAUUUAUUGACAAAUACAGAGAUAAAGAAAUACUGUGGGACCCCACGCACGGAGAUCACUUCAAUAAGUUAAAAAAAAACGAUGCGUGGGUAGAAUUAUCCGAGGAUAUGAAUAUAACGGUUGAAGAGGCCAAGAAAAAAAUUACCAGUUUACUUGCCUCACUAAGAAGAGAGAAGGCUAAAAUAAAGAACAGCACUGGAACGGGCAAAGGUGCCGACGAAAUCUAUACUAGUACAUGGUUUGCAUUUAAACCAUUACUAUUUGUGUUGGACCGAAAUAAACCACGAAAUACAAAUGAUACGUUAAACCCCGAUGAAGAAAGCGAGCAACGUGGUGCGACCGUGGAUACAGUUUUGGACAACGGGUCACAUACCGAGCGACCGAUUCAUGUCGCUAAAAAAAAGAAAAAAGCAGUCAUGGAUCCCGAGGAAAUAAUGGCUUCUACAUAUGACAUUUUAAAAAAGACGUCAAGCGAGAAAAGUUCGAAAAGUUUGGACGAGUGUGACAGCUACGGAGCUUUCAUUGCAAACAAAUUGAGAUCGUACUCUAACCAGACCAGAAACUACGUACAACACCAUAUUUCAAAUAUUUUAUUCAAUGCUGAUCGGGGACAAUAUGAACCCAACUAUGGUUACGGUUAUUCGACUCGUCAAGGCUAUUUUUCUACACCUGGACCAAUUCAAACUCAUUCUACAAGAACAACAACUUCGCAGCAAUACAAUUAUUCCACACCUUCACCUCAAAUGUCGGAUUGCAGUCAAGAUAGUGCUGGAUUACAACGCCCAGAUACUCACACCCUCACUUCAGCCCGCAAUUAUUCGUCACCUUCACCUCAAAUGUCGGAGUGCAGUCAAGAUACUGCUGGAUUACAACGUCCAGAUACUCACACCCUCACUUCAUCCCAACGCAAUUAUUCCUCACCUUCACCUCAAAUACCGGAGAACAGUGAAGAAACUGCCAGGUUCUUGCGAGAAUUUGGCGACUUGAUUGAUUAGAUAUAUAGAAUGUGUAAGUCUUGGUUUCCUAUUUUCAAAUUACAUUUUUAAAUAAAAAAUAACUAAAGCACAUGUUGGUUUGCUUACCUUUAUACAAUUCUUCAAUACUUUCACUAUUGCUUCACUGACUUCCUUUACUAUGAAGCCUAUUCUCUGUCUAGAAAUUUUAAAAAGAUAUUGCAAGCUUGUAAAAGAAUCUCCAGAAGCGUAAAAACGUAGUGUAACUGCUAGCCUAUCUGUAACAGAUAUAGCUUUUCUCAAUCUUGUAUCUUGCUUGCCCACUAACGGUCCAAUUAAAUUAAUGAGUCGGUCGAAAUCGGUAGACGACAUCCUAAUAAAGUUUCUGUAUUGUCCAGUAAACUCUUGGUUUCGAAGAAUAUUCAUUAUAUUCGUAUCAUAGUUCCUUCUUUGGUACAAAUUAGAUAUCCAAUAUCGUUUCGUUUUUUUCUUCUUGUAUUUUAGAUAGCAAUAACUUAGUACAAUAAGUGAAGCACACGCGACCUCCAUAUCCGACAUUUUGAAACAGAAUGGAGCACAAACGAACAGAGCGCUCAGGGCGAGCGUUCGCCGCGUAGCUGUAAUGUAACUGUAAUGUAACACGAUCGCCGCGAACGAUACAUUACACCGAAAUGUUACUAGUCAGUCGCCACCUUUAGCAUUAUAUGUGGAUGAUUUUUAUGUGUUUCAUAAAAAUCAAUGUAUUGAUAAAUUGCUUUCACUUUUAAAGAACAAUUUUGAGAUUCGACAUAAAUGACAACUGUAACUGUGAUAAAGGAAAAUAGAAAAAUUGUCUUGGCAUGAAAGUAACUGUAACAAACAAUAUCACUGUAUUAGAUCAGUCAGACUACAUAAGGCGCAUUUUAGCUACUUAAAUUUAAAAUGAGUAAUUCUGAACCUGUAUCUACUCCAUUGCCAGUAAACUGCAGGCUAGAUUUAUCUGAUAAGCCAUGUUUAGAAGAUGAGACAUUUUAAUACAGACAUCUUUUGGUGUCACUUAUGUUAUGUACCUACUAAUCAGUGUACACCUACUCUGAUGUCUUACCUAACUUCCUUACCUAAAUUGUUUUCGAAAUCCGAUGGAUGAUUUUUUUUCUUACUCCUCAUAAAACACCAUUCAAUCUUUCCCUAACGCACCCUAUAUUAAUCUUUUAAUAAGGGGGACCUCUAGAUGGGCAAUACUAUUGCGGAAAUGUGAUUACUGAUUAUUUUAUUACGGAUUGUGUUAUUUCUUUUUUUUUAAUAAAACAAAUACUUAUUUUUAAAAUAUUUAUUGUAUUUUCAUUUAAUAACAAACGAAUUUCUGGAAUCAAACGGAACUAUGCUCGAAAAUUCGAAUAAUUUGUCACAUUAUUUGCCGUCUUUUAAUGAGCGGUACAUUGGAAAGUUAACGACCCACAAACAAACCAAAUGAUAUAUUUGCUUCUUUAAGGUUAUCUACGGAUUUCAAAAAUUCGCUCUGAGUACCUACAGAUAUACAGCGUACAGCUUUUUCUUCCGUAAUUUCAUUUUCACCGUUUUUUCAAUUGUAUGUCUAUAUUUGUGUUUUCUUCAUUCUCGUUAGAUAAAUCACUUGAUUUAUGUUGAGAAUAUUCAUGGAACUCCCAAUCUUGAGUAUAUUGUGUAUUAAAAAGAUCAAUUGAAUUUUCGGCACCACCUGAAACAGUCAUAAUAAUAUUAUCAUGAUUAAGAUUAAUACACAGUACAACCCAGUACUGUAUUCGUAUAAUAAAUUUACCACACCACAUUUAUUUCAAAAACUAGUUACGUACGUUUCAUUAGCUCAAUGCAAUUUCGUUUCGUUUCGUUCGAUGAGAACCGAUUUAAUAUUUAAAAUUUCAAAUACGAAGAACUGUGAAUAAUGUGAUGAUGAUGAUGAUGAUGAUGACGUGUGUCAAAUCAAGCAUGUAUAUGAACUAUUUAAAAUUGUAAAUACGGAGAACUGUAAAUAUGUACAAAUUGAUUAUGUAUAUAAAAUCAACUUGUAAGUACGCCUGUAAAUGUAAAAACGCUUGCAGUCAGUCCUAAGCCUGAACAAAGUACGAAGGGAAGUUGAUUAUAUUAUUUAUUUCAAAACUAGUACGUAACGUUUCAUUCGCUCAAUGUAAUUUCGUUUCGUUUCGUUCGACGGCAUAUCCCUGUAUGCCGUCGAACGAAACGAAACGAAAUUCAGUUAUUUUCGAAAGUGUUUUUGAAAACAGUUACGCGAUUUAAAAAACGGUUGUUUCGUUUCACGGAAAACUCGAAACGACCCAGCUCUAUUGAAAACGUGUCUGCACCUAGGGAAGCGUAGAGGUAGUUCAUUAUCAAAGCCCAUCUCAUCAUCAUUUUUAACAAGUGUUGCCAUUGUUGUCUUUCAUUAACUUCAUUAGCAAUUUACAUCCAUUUUUUGACAGAUAAUCAAGCCUUUUCAAAAUGAUUAGAGUGACUGUCCGUAUAUUAAGAUUUAUAAAUAAAUGUAAAGGAAAAUCAGUUUCAUCAAACCUAAUUUCUGUAAAAGAGUCUAGAGACGCUCUAACCUUAAUAAUAAAAGGUGUGCAAAUUCACUAUUUUCAUAACGAGUUUCUGUGUAUUGAGAAGGAUAAAACUAUAACCUCCAAUUUAAAAUCACUUAACCCUUUCAUUGAGUCGGUACUACCGGCUACCCGAUACUAGAGGCAUUGAUACAUAAAAACUACCCUCAGGGAUGAAGUUUUACUAGAUGGGUUGAAAACAGGGUGGUGGGCAAGAAGAUAUACUACUUCACCUUCUAAGUUAUACUCAGAAAUGUCGACAUACUUUGCAUGGCCCAACCGCACAUACUCAUCAAUGAAAGCUUUAAAUUUUAUUAUCUUUUUUAAAACGCAAUUCCAAAUUUAAGAAUCGUUUUAAAGCACAUGACAGUGCAUCACCCAAAUACAGAUCAUUAAUAUUCUGCUUGAGUGGCAAUGCCACCUAUUUAUUAUCCAAGUCUACAGUCUCCUGAAAUAUUGUUUCAGCUAACUCUUGUUCAGAGCUGAUCUCUGUAUAUGUUUCUGGAACUUACUCAGUUAACCAAAAUUGGGAUACAAGAUUAUCUAAUUUACCUAUGUCAUUAUUCUGUGUCAGCUGUUGACAGCAAAAAUUUGAAGCUAAGUUAGUUGCCGCGGCUGCAUUGGAGCAACCGGCCAGGCCAGCUACAAUAAACCCGAAGCGUGUAUUUUGCAAGACCAGCUUGCUAGGCAAGGCAGGCAGCUGCUCCGGUAAAAGUACCUGGAAUAAUACGUGGGAUGCUAAUAAUAUAUCGAUCCUUGAAGAAAUAUCAAAACUAUCAUCGGUUAAUUGGAUAUAAGGCGGUAUGUUUAUUCCUGAGAGAGAACUGUGGUAUAUUAGCCGUUAUAUUUUUAACAACAUUGCAUGUCACUGUGACACUAUAAUCCGUUACCAUGGAAUGAACCUUCAAUGAGGUUUGCCUGGCUUUAAAGCUGGGAGCUUCGCACACCCCUGAGAGUACCGAAUCAUCAGGGUAUAAUUCACAUCCUAAGAUCUCUGCUACAUCAGAGCGCAAAAAGGUAAUCUGGCUACCUGUGUCUAGAAGACAAGUAACAAUCAUAAGUUGUCCGUGCUUAUCAUAUAUUCUUGCCUUUAUAGAAGGUAAAACGUCAUUACCUCUCCUACUUAAUAAUAAACUAAUAUACCUAGAAAUAGGGUUUUCGGUUGUUUCCAUUUGCGACACAGUCGCACACUGUCGAGCAAUUUCCUCAUGCAAUGCUUAUGCUUGCCCUUGCAAAUAACACACUUAAAAGAGUAGAUGCAUUUUUGACCAACAUGUUCAUUUAAACAAAUGCUACAUAAUUUGUUAGACACAAUAAAUUGUUUUCUCUUAUGAGGCUCCAUUAAUUUUAAAGUUGAACACUAAUGCAGCUUGUGAACAGGAGACUGUCUACUUACAUUUAUUACUUGAUGUUGAACUUAAACUAGAGCAUCGCCCAGUAGGCGUGCGCUCUCCCAGUGACUCCAAGGCAGCAGCUCGUUGCUCUCACCACUAGACCCCUUCAAAUUUAUAGGUGGCAGCCUGAAUGGCGACGCGUUACAGCCCGUUCACACAGAGUCUCCGUAUUUACGGUACCCGUUUUAACGGAUACAACAAAACUGUAUGCUUUGUUCACACAUAGGCACCGUAUAGCGUUUAACGUAUCCGUCAUUAACUGAGAGCCCGUUUACAGCCCGUUCACACAGUCUCCGUAUUUACGGUACAAAAUUCGCAGUAUAGCACCGCUAGUCUACCAGGAUGGACGUUGUCGUUAUGUAUUGGUACUACCGCCGGCGGAGACGGUACAAUCGGCGUUAUUGGCAGCAUCCACUCUUGGUGCAAAGAGCUAGAGCAGGUGCUUACCGUUUACUCAUGAGUCAAUUGCGGGGAGACGACUCAAAUUUUUUUAAUUACUUUCGUAUGUCGAUGUCUUCUUUUGAUCAUCUACUUAAACUACUGGAAAAGGAUUUAAAAAAGCAAGACACUAAUUGGAGGAAAAGUAUCUGCCCUGAAGAAAAAUUAGCAAUAUUUUUAAGAUAUGCAGCAUCCGGAUGUUCUUUUAAAGAUCUACAUUAUACCUAUCGUGUUGGUGUAUCGACCGUUAGCAACAUUAUAAAAGAGGUUUCAAGAUGCAUAUGGAAUAAUUUGAGUGCUUUAUAUAUGCGACUUCCUACAUCAGUCGAUGAGUGGAAACAAAUAGCAGAUGGAUUUGACAAAAGAGCAAAUUUUCCACACUGUCUUGGUGCAGCAGAUGGCAAACACGUCAGACUUAAAAAACCACAAAAUAGCGGUUCAAUGUAUAUGAAUUACAAGGAUUUUUUUUUCCAUCGUAUUAUUAGCGAUCGUAGACUCUGACUAUCGCUUUGUAUACGUUAGUGUUGGAUCUUAUGGGAAAGAAUGUGAUUCAUCAAUAUUCAAGGAGACAACAUUUUGGAAAAUGAUGCUAGACGGCAGUUUACAAAUACCAGCACCAUGCUCAUUAUCAACAAACUCAGAGUUGAGAGUUCCAUAUGUGAUCAUAGGAGAUGAAGGUUUCGGAUUACAUGAAAAUUUACUUAGGCCGUUCGGCGGGACGCACCUGGAUAAAAAUAAGCGAAUAUUUAACUAUCGCUUAACUAGAGCUAGGAGAUACGUUGAGUGUGUUUUCGGUAUCUUGGCUAAUAAGUGGAGAAUAUUCCAUCGACCUUUAGACACUCAUAAAACAACAGCUGUAUGGAUCGUUAAGGCAUGUACUGUUCUACACAACUUUAUCAGGGAUGAGGAGGGUUUAAUCUCAAACAGUGAUAAUAUCAGCGUAUCUGAAGAAGUUCAACUCGAAAACCUACCUAAUGAGAGAAGGACACGAGGUGGUAAUGCUGCCAAUUCAGUUCGAACAGAAUUUAUGAACUAUUUUUUGUCUGAAGCUGGAUCGGUUUCAUGGCAGGAAGAAUCUAUCUAGAAUAUACCUCAAUUCAAAUAUAAAAACGAAAACUUACCGAACUCUUGUCUUUGUUUUUGUUCCAUAACUUCAAAAUUUUGGUUUAAAAUUACGCAUAUUUCACGCCAACCAGCAGUACUAGCAGUCUUGUCUUUGUAUUUAUCCAGCGUCUUGUCCCAAAGAACUGGUCUCUCUUCUACUAAACUAAUUAACAAUUCCUUGUCUAUUAAGUUAGCCCACUCCUUCAUUGACAUGGUCGGUCGCAACAAUAGCACGCGUUCUUAAUAAAUGCAAAAUUGACAAUGCGUGCAUGUUCAAACUUGUUUGUCUCUGCACCGCUCCCCCCGCCCCGCACCCCACACACAGUUUAUAUCCAGUAAAAACGUACGCAUACAUGACGGAUACGUAUUCCGUUCAUCCAGUAUUCGAUAACAAAACGGAAUGUCAUAAUUUAACGGACCGAUAUUUUUUACUGUAUACUGAAUACUGUGUCAUAUGUGAAGUCGCUCAUACAACUCCAUACGCCACCAAUGAAAAAAACGUAUACGAUAAAACGGAACAGUAAAACGGAAACCCUGUGUGAACGGGCUCUUACAACCCCCGGGGGACGUGAAGGAUCGCUGCGGGCGAUGCGACUACCAUGAUCUGUAGCGAUGCUACGUAUUUGCCUAGGAUAAAUACAUGUUUUUCCAUACAAGAUAACCGGUACAACAUGACUGUCGCAUUUCCAACAAAAUAACAUACACCAGAGUAUGACACUUAUGUAAAACUAUAAUGUACCUUCUCAGCUGUAGGUUGAUUAGCAUAUCCUGCUUCCUGGUUAACUGGUUUCGAAGAAACAAGUCUAAAGAGUAUGCCACUUGAACGGAACUUGUCACCCGGAUUGCGCGGAGGUUGUUGAACCAAACCUGGCUUCAUGCAUAUCAAAAUGAUCCUCCUGGUUUACCCUAACUGCUCAAAUAGGUCACAUCCUAAUUUAAUUAGUAUUUUAGAAUCAUUUUCGGAAUUUUUAUGAAACAUAAAUAGAGAUUAUGAAAGUGUCAAAAGGUUGAAAUUUUUGACAGGAGAACUGUCAGAGAGUAGACUAUGCGUUUAGUUACCGCAUCGGAAAGAAGGUAUUCUGAAUGAAACAAGGUAGAAAACGUAUGAUAAAAAUAUAAUUAUUAGUAAUUAUUAUUAACCACUUAAAAUAUUACAAGUAUUAAUGAGCAUUGAUAUUUUUUCGAGAGUCAUAUGAUUUGGAAAAGGUUUAAGUUGGUUUGACGUUUGAUGCGUCGAUAUGGAUCGAAACGGAGGGCGGGGGAUUUUUCUAGAAUCGACGAUGGAUGUGUCAGUUGGUACUGGGGCACGCUAGCAGUUAUACAGCUCCCAAUUGAAUAUCGAAAUAAACCGCCUCGCCCCCUUCCGCCGCCUGCCCUGGCCGGUGGAGGAUUGGGAUAUAUGUAAAGUGCGCCGUGUGUGUGUGUGUUGUGCGCGAAAAGGGCGUAGCCCACUGAGUGCUUUCCGUGCCGCCGGCGUGCGCAAGCAUGGCCGACGGUCGUGUUGCUCCGAGCGCCGUUGCGCGCUCCCUGAUGUGCUGAGCGUCUUGGGGACGCUGGUUUUCACCGCAGGGCGCAGUCUUCAAGGCCUGUGGACUGCGUGCCGCCCGGCGAUCCCGAGGUGCUUCACACAAGCCUCCCCCUUCACUUGCGUGGCCUGUCGACUCCGAGGCGCGUCACGUUGGCGCCACCAUCAAGCCGUAGGGCACGGCCCUGACCCGCGAGCCGUGUGUCGGACAGCCGAGCCGCGGUCCGACGACCCCAAGGUCUCAUCGCGCGGGUCCUUCUUGUGGAACUCCUGAGCGCCGCGGGUUGUUCUCGCCCGGACUUGCCAAAGCCGGAGCUUGAGGAACGCCUGUCGCCCACCGUCAGCGAUCCGCCUGCUGCGUUAAACACCAGCGGGCCUGUGGAUGAUAGCUACGUUCGGUACCCGUGAGUGCGCUAGACUUUUAUCCCAGGUUUUGGCCAAAACCCCGCGUCUCGUCCUUCUCGCGAUCGUAGAUUAAGCUUUACUAUAGUGUCACCCCACAACCGCCGACAGUUUAGGGAAACUGAUUGUAUUCUGAGCAGCGCCCGCCCUAAAGCGGAGUGCAUUGUAGUAGUUAGCGAAUUGUAUUAAAUUGCAUGUCAUAUA